Molecule: messenger RNA, 1041 nt
Organism: Galendromus occidentalis (western predatory mite)
Lineage: Eukaryota; Metazoa; Arthropoda; Arachnida; Mesostigmata; Phytoseiidae
Exons: 7
Coding region: 1-951 (316 amino acids)
Source: RefSeq, a predicted model, not a curated record
AUGAUAAAAUUCAUGGAGCACACCACGCGACUGUACAUCGAGUCCGGGCGCCGGAACGGGUCGACCGUGAAAAGCACGGAUGGUCCUCCAGGCAAAAAUGAGUUAGCUCCUCCAACAGUCACAUCGCACUACUCUCCUCCACCGAGAGUGGCCACUCCGCUGCCCCCGGAGGACUUCGCCUACUGCGAGCAUAUGCCAGACAUCCCCAAUACGAUGCAGGAGGAGUGGUAUGAAGAGAAGGCGCGACUCGUCGAGGUGGAUCCCGACAUUCAGAAUAGCAUUCAGGAAAUUGAAGAUCUGACCAAAGAUCUGCAAUUGGACAUCGAAGACGACGAGGACGCAUUCCGAGUGCUAAGGGGUGACCUGAAGAUGAACCGCGCCCCUGUCCAACAUCCAGCCUACAGGAAUAAAAUAUUUGGGGAUAAACUCUUCAACGUAGGAGCGGAACGACGCUAUCCUCGAACGACGAGUCGUGAACGCCCCCCGCAAACGACUCUAAGACAAAGGCGAGCCUCGGUGCCCCGCGUCAACGCCUCCAGAGCUACCCAGCGCUCAAAGCCAAACUUUGUACCUUCGAAAAAUUUCUUCACUGCAGGCCAUGAAACGCGGCGAGCCGCGAAGUCCCCGCGGCAAUUCCUGGAUGAGCUCAGGUCGAAUCGUGCUCCGAUUCUCCAGAACAACUUCCUCAAGAACCCUAGCGCCCGGCAAUCUGUGGACUACUAUUCCUCGCCCGCAACGCCGGACGACCUUGAUAUCGACAAGUUCCUCAGAGCCAACAGUAAAGAUGGCUCUGCCGGAAGCAGCAAUGGGUCCCGGCUUUCGACUCGAUCGACGCCGGAUGGAGUGUUGGAUGAUGUCAAAAACGCACCCUCGAGAACCAGAGAAUUCGGACCAUCGUACGAUGAUGCGGACGAGUUGAUAUUGAAAGACAUCGAACAGGAAUUCCUCUAGGAUUUCCGUCUCUUCACUCUACCAGUCGUUCAGUGCUUGCGGAUGUACAUAGGCUCUCUGUGACUGAGCUCGAAGCACAUAUAUGACUUC